This is a messenger RNA of Danio rerio (zebrafish), 1902 nucleotides long. The record is from RefSeq and is a predicted model, not a curated record. NCBI's taxonomy places the organism in Eukaryota, Metazoa, Chordata, Actinopteri, Cypriniformes, Danionidae.
GUAGUAAGGAGACUUGGGCCAAAACCGUUUUGUGUUACUGCAACUGAAAAAUAAAUGAUGAGUUGAUUCCGGUUCCAUUUUACAAAAACAACACCAUCAGGGUGAAAAACCUUCCUUAAACUUACUAAUAAAACCAUUGCAUGGAUAAUAUGUACUAUUUUAAAAUGUGUUUCUUUUACUUUAUUAGGAAUUAUGUAUUUUGUAAUAUCUGACCAGAUUUUUGGGGAAAAAAGAAUAAAGGGAAUGCUUGUUUCCAUUUAACCAUUGCUAAUCAGUACUGUCUUCAAGACCACUAGAAGUCUAUAAGCAGAUGUGUUUGAUUUGAGUUGGAGCUAAACUGUGCAGGACACCGGCCCUCCAGAACCGAAUUUGCCCACCUCUGGAUAUGCACACACAACCUCCAAGGGAUAUAUUUCUGCCUCUGGGACUCCUCUGUGACCUCAAAACAGCAGGCUCUAGCUGUGAACUUAUGUCACAAUUAAUAAUCCAUCUUUGCAUUAAAAAAUACAUACUAUUUAAAAAUUGAAUACUAUUAAAUUAGCUUGUUAAUUUACUCAAUCCUGUACAUUAUCUAUAUACAGGUCAACGCGACGCUGGCUGCUGCUGCUGCACUAGAAGCGUGACGCGCUUCGGGGUUGCGGAUGCAAUCGUUACGUUGACCGGAGCUCGGCCAAUCAUCGCCUUUGUUUAUGCGUUCGGCGGGUUUAUUCGACGUCGCGCGUUUGCUAUCUGGACAGCUGCGUUAUUAUUGCGUCGCGUCGCAUGCAGGGUGUUACUGCGCCACCGUUUAUGAGUGGAUUCUGCCGCAUGGCCAGCGCAUGAAAGACCAUCUCUCGCGCUUCCAACUCCUUGCAGAACUGUGAUGGAAACGGCAUUCAAGUUGCUGUAAGCAUAUGUAACCUUUAGUGGCACAAGAGACGCAGAGGCAGUAUUUCACAUCAGCAUGGCUGCGCGCGGGACGUGCGGUGCGCCCCUCUGUUCAGCGCGUCAAUUCACGGAGAAAACGGGGAACAUCUGACUCAGGUUAAACCUAGGGAGGAUGGACAGCCGGACUGAGAAUCCGACAAAGGCGGCAGGAUAUCUGAAGGAGCUGAAUAAGAUCAUAGAGACCCAGCAGACGCUGCUGGAGCGGCAGAAGAGGCGCAUCUUUGAGCUGGAGCAGCAUGUGUCCGACCUGUGCGCCGAGAACAGCCGCCUGAGGCUCGAGUACCAGCGGCAUCUGCUCACCUGCAGACUGCGCUCCAUCCGAGAGAACAGCCCGGAGCAGCAAUCAGAAUAUGGCGGUUCAAGAAUUGUCAGAAGACAUGCCUCACUUCCUGUGGAAAUGACAGACAGUCCCAACAGCCUGAGAUCAGCCGUCUGCAGGAGAACUGUGCCGUGCCGGCAAUGGAAGUCUGCGUCUUUAGGGGAUGAUAAUGUGCUGCAUCAGUUCUGCUGUCCUCCGUCUGGAAGCAGCAGCCCUUCAAGAUAGCAGGAAUAACAUCCCAUCCCAUCCAGCCAAGGAUCUGUCCUCUCUCUCCCUCUUCCACAUGCCUCCGUCCGUCCAUCUCCUGAGGCGUUUCUCUGGGGAAUACACAUCAGCGUGUGCUGCUGCAUCCACACGUACAACAAAUGGAAAUCAGUAGAUCAUUUAUAAGUUCUGGAAGAGCACAAGUGUAGUGCUAGAAUUUAUUAAUGCACUUGAGUGCAACGUGUACCUCUAAAGCAAAGAGCUGAGUGUAUUUUGACGAGUGGAGAAAGAACCGUUUCAUUAAGUACUCAGAGCGAUGCAUGACAUGAAAAGCAAUAUUUAUUUAAAUGUCAGUUACUGUAUCACAGCUGUAUUUGCUUUGCCCUGAUUUCAGUAUCAUACUGUCCUGAAUGUGUAACAAGAUUUAAAUAAAAAAUGUUUGUUUUUGACGC